UGUUUAUACCUCGGACGACAGGAAAAGGACUCCCCAAAGAGGAACUCUAAGGGCAAAUCCAACCACUUGGCCACUGAAGGCACGCCACAUCGUGUGCGCUGUGUUUUAUUAUUUUUUUUCCCCGGCAGCAGUGCGCGCCUUGUAAACAAAAAUAACUCUGCUGCCAGCGAGAGGGUGGUUUCAACCCCCCAAAACCGCCCCAACAAAGCCAACUACAAAGCUUCGGACUCCCGGCUGCGGACAAGGGCACUCCCGUCUGUCCUGGCUGGCAACUUUUUUUGGGGUUGCAGACGACGACGACGGUUGGCAAACAAGCUGCGAAUGCGACUUUAAAUGUCCAUAAACAUUCAGUGCAAAUAAAAUAAGACCGAGUACCUCUCGUAUCUCGUAUCUCGUAUCUCGUUCUGCAAGUUUAUAGUGUAUCUCGUGCAACGAAAAUGAGCGAAUCCGGCGGCUAUCAGAAGCUGCCGCCCGGCUGGGACUGCAAAUAUGAUCAGGCGACGGGCAAUUGCUAUUACAUAAACUACCUGACCAAGGCCAUGCAGCUGGAGGAUCCGCGCGGACGCAGUUACAGGCAGCUACAGAACGAGCGCUGCUCCACGGAGUCGAUAGCCUUGCAGCAGAUGGUCAGUCAGGCGCAGACCUCGCACAACAGCUCGCCGUACCACGUCCAUCCCAGCAACAAUUUGACGGCAAUUCGGGCCUUUCAGGAGCGACAGCAGCCCACGCUGCACAACAUCUCGACCAGUCCGCUGCUCUCGGCCUCCUCCAGGGGACACUUGGAAAUGUCCUCACCCUUGCCCUUUCAACGGACUCGCUUAGGUCCGAAUCUCUCGAGGCGCUCUACUAUUCAGGAGACAUCGUUUACCAACCAGGUGGAAACGGAUGCGGUGGUGACCAAGAUCCAGAACAUGUUCCCCACGGCGGGCGAACACCACAUCCGCCUGCUGUUGAAGCGCUACUAUAACAGCGAGGCCGUCGUCAUCAGCGCCCUGCAGGUGGAGAAGCACCCGGUGACCAUGCCCGGUCCCUUUGUGACGCCACCCUCGCAGCGGCACUUGUUCCACAGCAGGUCCGCCUUCUACAUGACACCACCGGCGCGUCGUCCGGACACGGCGGCUAGUCGCUGCACCUCGCGCACGGCCAGCCCCCUGCCCGGCGGACGUUUCGGUAGUCUCGUGAGCGUGCAGAGCGGUCCUGGCGGCCCCGGCGGUCACCAGGUGCACCAGGUGCUGCCCCCGGGGUCAGCUGUGCCGCCGGCUCUGCACGGAUCGCCGCAAUGGCGUAGCUCGCCCAGGCCGCACUCGUCGCCCAAGAUGAAAUUGAGAUAUAUGAAGAACAUCUUUCCUAAGGCGGAUGAGGAGCUCCUCCUGGAUAUCCUGGCUAAUGCGGACAACAACGUUCAGUUCGCCUCGGAGAAGUUAAUUUCCCUGGGCUACACAAAACGCGAAAUGCAGCAGCCACACAGACCUAACAAUCGGCCACCUGAGUUGGCCCAGGAUCAGCAGGCUGGCAGUGAUCAGGGCACAAAGCACAUCCCACUGCGUCCUAAAGAAUACACCGAGGAGGAGAAGACCAAAAUGCAAACGUUGCUCAAGGAGAAGUAUCCACAGAUUGCGGAGCGCAUUAUCUUGAUGGCCCUGGAGUCGGUUAACUACGCCGAGGACCGAGCCACACAAAUCCUGCAGAUCGUGCAGGACGAGGAUGAGCAGAGGGUCCAGAAGCAGGCUCCAUCGAAUCCCAAGCAUCUGGAGCUAACCAGGACUACGGCAGACGAACAGGUGGACGGUCUGAGGACCGACGACAGCCUGCUCACCGUGGUGGUGGAGACCAAGCCUGCCUCCUCAUCUGCAUCUAAAUCGAAGCCACCUCACAAGCGUCACAUACUGCCAUCCAUUAAUGUCACCACACCGUCGACGGCCACUACCCAGAUCAUUCUGGCCCCGGUCACUCCGAUGGCCACUCCCACAGUGGAGGAGCAGGCCGAGCCGCCGCAUGUAUCAUCCAUUUCAAGCGCAUCAUCAUCGCAUUCUUAUGCCUCACCCGCACAGUCACCCUGCACGGGCAUCCUGCAGCAGGGCUACGAGCGCCUGACCACCAAGGGCAUCCUGGCCAGAGGCACCACUGGCGCCGGCGAAUCGAACACGCACAGCUACAGAAACAACUACAGCAUCAGCGGCUACCUGCAUGGCUCCACGAAUGCUAGUGCUAGCUCCUACUCCUCCUACUCCGCAUCAAUGACGUCCUCAUCGCUGGCCUCGGCCAGCUCGGCCCAGUCCAACACCUCAUCCAUUGUGAGGGCAUUUGAAAGUCGGGCACGCGCCAAAACAGACUCACUGAAAAUAAAGCAGCACUCCUCAGGCUUUGGCAACUCCCACAAUUCGGAAUCGGCGGAAUUCCAGUCUAUAAUCGAACGAAUGGCCAGUUUGGGACCAAAUGCCCAGCUAACAAAAGGAGCGGAUGAAAAUCUUUUACUAGCGGAUUAUGUGACCUGGAAUGGUCCAAAUACCACUCUAUUGCAGAAGCACUCCACCCACGGAUCAGAUGCUGGUCUUUUGGCAGAUCGCGGCUACAAGCCAACUGGCAGGAACACGGAACUGUGCAAAGGAGCCCAGGCUGGACUGGCCAAGGGCAGCAUCUAUGCCCGGGGCAGCAACAAGAGCCCCAACAUCAAAUGCAACUAGGCGGGAUUAUCCAAAUUAGAGUCUCCGCUUGAGUGCCAAAGAGAGGAGAUGAAUCUUAGAGGCGACUAGCCAGGCACAACCCUCCAGAAAUCCAGACUUACCACUAACAUAUGUGUCAUUAGAUGUAUUUU
Molecule: messenger RNA, 2815 nt
Organism: Drosophila serrata
Lineage: Eukaryota; Metazoa; Arthropoda; Insecta; Diptera; Drosophilidae
Biological process (GO): negative regulation of organ growth; regulation of hippo signaling; cell migration
Cellular component (GO): cytoplasm
Molecular function (GO): ubiquitin binding; molecular adaptor activity; kinase binding
Source: RefSeq, a predicted model, not a curated record